AUGUUUCUGCUCUUCCUGCAACCUAUUUCAGUUGUUUUCCAAGUAACUGCAAAGGGUGUUGGCCUGCUAGAUCCUGGCGCUGAAAGUAACUGUGUAGAGAAGGGUGCCAAGGUGGACCUCCCGUUUUGGCUUGCGCAUGGGCUACUGUCUCUGGAACAAGCUGUGUCAAUGAAUCCUCCUCCAUGCUUCACACAGAAAACUCGAAAAGAGAUCCAAGCUGAUGCCGCCUGUGUGGACUUGAGGGUUCGUUGCCCCUACUUUUAUGAGCUAGGAUGCAAGAUUGUUCCUUUGGUGAAUGACAAGAGCAUUGGCAUAUUCUUGCGCUAUGCAUUCACCAGUAGGUACAAAGAGGUUCUAAGCAAGUCUCACAGUUCUUCCACAAUGACAGUGCCCAAGUUUGUACCACGCCUUACCAAAGAAGAAACUCGCGUGUUUGAAUCUGCUAGGGAAUCAAUGGCUGCUUUCAAGAAAUGGCGUGCUGGUGGUGUGAGGUUGCAAAAGGCAACCAUCCUUGGCAGGAAGAGGAAGACAAAACUGCCUGAUGGGCCUUCUACUCCCUGAACCUGUAGGUUUAAGGUCUCCAUAGAAUGGAGUGCUUCAGCAGUUUACCUGAUAUGUUCAUUUAUGUUCACUGAUUUGAGCUGUAAAAAAAGAAGGCUAACGGUAUUUUUAUAGUUCUUGUAGUCUGGUCCACCUUCGGUGCACAUCUCUUUAGCCUGACAGGACAAACGACAGCAGCUCUGAUCAGUUCAUGGUGUAAGAAAACCGAAUGCUGUUAUAUCACCAUCUACUGUUGGAGUUUCAAGAGUUUGUUUGGAGGGAGCAAAUA
Molecule: messenger RNA, 829 nt
Organism: Setaria italica (foxtail millet)
Lineage: Eukaryota; Viridiplantae; Streptophyta; Magnoliopsida; Poales; Poaceae
Product: DNA replication complex GINS protein PSF3-like
Exons: 5
Coding region: 1-561 (186 amino acids)
Biological process (GO): mitotic DNA replication initiation
Cellular component (GO): GINS complex
Source: RefSeq, a predicted model, not a curated record